Molecule: messenger RNA, 4575 nt
Organism: Delphinapterus leucas (beluga whale)
Lineage: Eukaryota; Metazoa; Chordata; Mammalia; Artiodactyla; Monodontidae
Source: RefSeq, a predicted model, not a curated record
GAGGCCGUUUGUUCGCGAUGGGGCAGUUGUGUCUCUAUCUUAGGUGACUUCUACCCGGGUCGUCGGGACGGAGCGGGGAGGACAGCCUGGAGGGCCCUCCUGCGCCUUUGUACGACCUGGGGGAGGGUCAGCUAAGUCCGCUGGACCCGCCGGUCUCCGGCGCCCUCACGUGGUCCUACGCUCCCCGCGGUGCGAUGGCGGCGCUGGUGACCCCCGCGCAGGUGUUGGUGACCUUCAAGGAUGUGGCCGUGACCUUUACCCAGGAGGAGUGGAGACAACUUGACCUGGAUCAGAGGACCCUGUACCAAGAGGUGAUGCUGGAGAUCUGUGGGCUCCUGGUCUCACUGGGCCCCUCGUGUCUACGUCAUCAUCACAUGCUUUCUGAGGCCUGGGCCGUGAUCCUCCCCUGGGCAGGAGAUCAUUUUAGAAGGUGCACAGGAAUGUCAUGGAAUGCCACAGGUGGACACCCUGCAAAAGCCAGUCCUUUUACCUUCUCUGUCUGGCACGCUGAUUGUUGUCAAGAGAAAGUCUCAGAUCAGUGGCAUCCAGUUCCCAAACCAGAGUUGAUCCACUUGCUGGAACAUGGGCAGGAGCUGUGGAUGGGAAGGAGAGGCCUCCCACGUAGCAUGUGCCCAGGACCCGAGACUCAGGAUCACUCGGUGGAGCCGAGCUUAGAGAAACUGGAAAGAACCCGAGGGGCGCCGUCCACACUGCCCAGGAGUGAGCGGGUUGCGGAACCCGCUUCCGGGAUUUUCGGCCUAGGUCUCCGCCAUUAUCCUGCGCGUCUCCUGACACCACCGCCCCCACAGGGUCCUAUGUCAACCAACGCGGUGCAGGACCCGGCCCAGGUUCCCAUGGUAGCAGCAGCAUUUAUGGCCCCUGGACAGGUGACGGUGGGGACGCCAUGUCUGAGACGGGAAGUCAGAAGUAGGAGUAAUGGACAGAAGGACUGUCCAGAGUUCCAUGUUCCCAUGCUGAGUCUGAGAUAUUGCUGGGGUGUCUUGCGGGAGGUCCCGCAGAGGCCUGGGGAAGCACUGCGUGCUGGGUGGCAUGUGGGGAACACGGGCCAUGUGAUCUUUGAGGAUGUGGCUGUGUCCUUCUCCCAGGAGGAGUGGGGUCUCCUUAACAAUGCUCAGAGACUCCUGUACUGUGACGUGAUGCUGGAGAACCUGUCACUUAUAGCCUCCCUGGGUUUUUGGCAUGGAGUAGAAGCUGAGGAGGCCGUUUCUGAACAAUGUGUUUCUGUAGAACAAGUGACGGAAGACAGGAAUCCAAAACUGGAGCCAUCUAUCCUGAAGCCUCUUACUUCUGUUACAAGUGUCCUGGCGGAGAAAGAUGUUUUGUACUUGGCUGACAAUAUGUUCACGUGCGGAGAGGUUGAGAAGGCUUUCCUAGGCAGCUUGGGCUUUCCCCAGCACCAGCCCUCCCAUGAUGGAGAGCAUCCACGUAGAAGCAGGCGGAGCAGGGAGGUCUCUCACCCUGGGCAAGGGCAUCAUAAGUGCAGCGAAUGUGGUAAAGCCUUCAGUAAAAAGUUUAAAUUCACGGAGCACCUGAGAGUUCACACUGGAGAAAAACCUUAUGAGUGCAGUGACUGCGGGAAGUUCUUUAGACACAGCUCCAGUCUUAUUCAUCAUCGGAAAGUUCACACAGGAGAAAGGCCUUAUGAAUGCUGUAAUUGUGGGAAAGUCUUUGCCCACAAAUAUAAACUUUUUGAGCACCAGAGAAUCCACACUGGAAAAAGACCAUAUGAGUGUAAUGAAUGUGGGAAAGCCUUCCUUCGCAAGGAUUCACUUGUUCAGCACCAAAAAAUCCACACUGGAGAAAAUCCUCAUAAGUGCGGUGAAUGUGGAAAGUGCUUCCUGUACAAAAAUAACCUUCUUGUGCACCAGAGGAUCCACAGUGGAGAAAGGCCUUAUGGGUGUAGCAAAUGUGGAAAGUCCUUUGUCUUCAAAAAAAGGCUUCUUUAUCACCAGCGAAUCCACACUGGAGAAAGGCCUUACAUGUGCAGUGAAUGUGGGAAAGCCUAUGUCUACAAAGGAAGUCUUAUUGUGCAUAAGAGAAUUCACACUUUAGAGAAGGCUUAUGGGUGUAACAAAUGUGGGAAAUUCUUUACAAGCAGUUUUGCCCUCAAUAGACAUGAGAAUGUUCACACUGCACAAAGGUGUUAUGAGUGCAGCGAAUGUGGGAAAGCUCUCAACGGCAAAGUUAAACUUGCUGAGCACCAGAGAAUCCAUACUGGAGAAAGACCCUAUAAGUGUAAUGAAUGUGAGAAAGCCUUCAUGCGCAAGUAUACACUUGUUCAGCACCAAAAAGUCCACACUGGAGUAAAGCCUUUUAAAUGCAGUGAAUGUGGGAAGCCCUUCACUUACAAAACAAGUCUUGUUGUCCACCAGAGAAUCCACACUGGAGAAAGGCCUUAUAUGUGCAGUGAAUGUGGGGAAGUCUUUGUCUACAGAAGAAGUCUUGUUGUCCAUCAGAGAAUCCACACUAGAGAAAAGCCUUAUGAAUGUAGUUCUUUGUAAGCAGCUCCAAGCUCACAAAAAACAAAGUUCACACUGGGGCAAUGCCUUCUGGACUUAUGCUUUCCUUCACUUGAGUUAAUAUCUAGCAGCACAACUCCUAUGUAGUAGAGUAGGUGAAUGUACACCUUAUAUGUGGCCAGUCAAACUUUUCUAAAAUGGUAGUAUCUUUUUAUACUCUCACGAGAAGCAGCAGAACAUGAGUUCCUGUUUUUUACAUUUUUACCAACACUUGGUAUGUUCAGGCUUUCUAAUUUCAGUGAUGUCAUAUGUGUAUCUAGUGAUUUUAACUAACAUUUCCCUAUUGACACAAUGUGAGUGGUUUUCCAUGUGUUAAUUUCCAACCAUAUUUCUUUAUUUCUUUUUAGUUUUUAUUGGAGUAUAGUUAAUUUACAAUGCUGUGUUUCAGGUGUACAGCAAAGUGAAUCAGACAGCCAUAUUUCUUUUUUGAAAUUUCUGUUCAUAUAAUUUUGUCAUCUUAAUUACUGAGUUUUGAUGUUUCUUCAUGGAUUAUUGAUUAAGAUCCUCUAAUGGAAAUAUUUACCAAUAUUCUUCCAGACUUGUUCUUCUCAUUUUAGUCACUUUUCCAGAGAAAGACUUUAUUUAUUUUUUUGGGGGGGGGUGGUUUUGGACAUGCUGUGGCAUGCAGGAUCUUACUUCCCCAAACAGGGAUUGAACCUGUGCCCCCUGCCGUGGAAGCGCAGAGUCCUAACCACUGGAUCUCCAGGGAAUUCCUCAAUAUGAAGCUCAGAAUCCACUUUUCAAUUUGUGCAUCACAAAAAAAUCCUACUAGAAUUUUGACUGGGAUUGCAUUUAAUCUUCAAUUUAGAAAGAAAUACUGAGUGUCCCAAUCUAUAAACUUGAUAGAUCUCCUUUUAUUAAGAUCUUGCUUAAUUUUUAUUAGUGGUCUUUUUUAGUUUUCUGUUUGUAGGUCUUACACAUCUCCAGGUAUUUUCUACAUCUUAUGAUAUUGUGAAAGGGAAUUUUAAAAAAUCUUCAAUUUAUGAAUUGUUCAUACCUAUUACACUUAGAGAGAUAUAAAACUAAGGACAGAAGUGAUCUUUCUUUUUUUUUUUUUUUUUUUGGCGACGUGUGGGACCUCAGUUCCCUGGCCAGGAAUUGAACCUGGGCCAUGGCAGCAAAAGACCGGAAUCCUAACCACUAGGCCACCACGGAACUCCCUAGUAGUGAUCCUUCUUAAUCUUAUAAAUAACAUCUACAAAGAGCUAUUAGAAAUACUAUCCCUUUGAACCAUUAUUAAAGUAUUCCCAUUAGAAUAAAAGGAGGACAGCUGCUCUUUGUUCUCUUAUUCAGUAUCAUCCUGGAGUUCCAAUUUCAUUCAAUACAACAACAAAAAAAUACGGCAAAAUAAUGAAUAUUUAGCAAUUGGAAAGGAAGAAAUAAACCACCUAAAAUAUGUCCACAGUUUUCAUCUUCACUAUGAGUCCAAAUAUGGACACUCAGUUUAGUGUCUGGACCCAUCAUAAACUCCUAAUUUUUUCGUCACCUAUUUGCUGCCCUUCUUACUUCCUUAGAACCCAUCACCUUCUAUUACACUAUGCAACUUAAUAUCAUAGAUGAACUGCUUAUUGUAUAUUUCUAUCAAAUACAGACUAAGUUCCAGUAGGGGAAUAUGUAUUUACAUGUUGUGCACUGAUAUAUUUCAUAUUCUUAGAAACAUGUCUGAAACACCUAUGGUACAUAUUGAUGUCUUGAAAUACAUAACAAAAUGACAAUGCUCAUUUAACGUUCAGUUGCACAACUGUGGGUAUACUUUCUAACUCUCCUUACCCAGCCUUUCUCCUCACCCUGCCUUUUCCUUCAGUUUUACUACCCUCAAAAUGCUCUGAGUUAUGGGACAAAUCAUAUUUUGCAAAAAGCCUUUAAAUCAACUAAAAAGUCCCAAUAGUUAUUUUAUUGGCUUCCUUCUCUUAUUAGAUCUCAGAGGGUUUUUUUUCUCACAUUCCAUUGGGAGUUUGAUUGUUUAUUUCAAAAACAGGUUUUCCGCCAUCAAUUUCUGUCACUGCUGGUGCAUAUCUAUCCUUUUUUUUUUUUU